Messenger RNA from Hibiscus syriacus, 4239 nucleotides. RefSeq names its product COP1-interacting protein 7-like. The transcript has 13 exons. Bases 210 to 4082 code for a protein of 1290 amino acids. Lineage: Eukaryota; Viridiplantae; Streptophyta; Magnoliopsida; Malvales; Malvaceae. The record is from RefSeq and is a predicted model, not a curated record.
AAUGCAGUCUUUGGAUCUUCUCUUUCUCUGUCAAAAAACCCCAUUGUUUCUCCCAGAACUUUCCUUUUCCUUUGGGCACUGCGAACCCUGUUUUGGUUUACUAGAGUGAGCUAUCUUCACAGCCCAAAUGUCAAACUCUGUUCCUUUUUUGGAAUUUCCAUGAAAUAUUUGCUUUUCAUCUUCAAAGAUCUGGUUUUUGAGUGGUAACAAUGAAGUCUUCAGCUCGACUUGACUCAGUGGUGUUCCAGCUCACACCAACUCGAACCAGGUGUGAUUUGGUGAUAACUGCAAAUGGGAAGACUGAGAAAAUGGCUUCUGGUUUGUUUAAUCCAUUCCUUGCCCAUUUGAAGACUGCACAAGAGCAGAUGACCAAAGGGGGUUAUUCAAUCAUCCUUCAACCAGACCCCACCAUUGAUGCAUCUUGGUUCACAAAAGGGACUGUGGAAAGGUUUGUUCGGUUCGUGAGCACUCCCGAUAUCUUGGAACGAGUGUAUACCGUUGAAUCCGAAAUUUUGCAGAUUGAAGAGGCUUUUGCAAUUCAAAGCAAUAGCACUAUAGGAUUUAGUGUUGUAGAAGAACAUCAAGUAAAGCCUCCGGAAAGCACAGGCACAGAAGGAAUAAGGGGUACUCCAGAUUCCAAUGACGAGAAAGCCAUCGUCCUUUACUCGCCUAGUGCACUGCAUCCUGAAGCAAACUCAUCUUCUGUGGAGGGAAAUUCUAAAGCUCAACUUUUGAAAGUCCUGGAGACAAGGAAAACAGUGCUGCAGAAAGAGCAAAGUAUGGCCUUUGCACGUGCUGUAGCUGCCGGUUUUCACAUCGAUCACGUGGCGCCUUUGAUUUCAUUUGGUGAAACUUUUGGAGCCUCUCGUUUUAAGGAUGCUUGUAUAAAAUUUAAUGAAUUAUGGAAAAGAAAGCAUGAAACUGGCCAGUGGCUCGAGAUUGAAGCUGCUGAAGCAAUGUCUAGUCGAUCUGAUUUCCCUGCUAUGAAUGGAACCGGCAUCGUGUUUUCCGAGAACAACGGAAAAUCUGGUGUUGAGUCAAGUACGGACGAGAAACCUCCAAUGGAUCAACAAACCCCGGCUCGCCAAGAAUAUUAUCAAGCCCAGUAUCCGCACCCGAUGUUUGCUCCCUGGCCUAUCCCUUCUCCGCUGGGUGGUAUGCCACCCUUUCAAGGAUAUCCCAUGCAAGGGAUGCCUUACUGCCCGAAUUACCCCGGAGGUGGUUCCUUCUUUCAGCAACCUUAUCCAUCAAUGGAGGAUCCAAGACACAAUGUUGGUAAACGAAUACAGAAACAGCAUUCAAUGGAUAGCAGGGAAAGCCAUAGUGGAUCAGAUACCUGGGAGAUUGAGAGAGCAAAAUCACAAGAUAAUGAGGAGUUGGAGAACAGAAGUUCGCCAAGUCCAAAAUCGAGAAAGAAGAGUAGCAGGUCAAGUAAAAGGAAGUCGGGAACGGUGGUCAUACGGAACAUCAAUUAUAUCACUUCAAAGAGGGAGAACUCUUCAGGUAGUGAUUUGCAGUCGCAUUCUUCCUCUGAAGAGGAUGUGGAGGAUGGAGAUACUGAGCAUAAGAACUCUCGGAGAUCCUCGAAGGUGAAUGGAAGUCGAACAAAGUCUGUUGAUGCAUAUGAUAGGGAAGAAGCAGCUAAUGGGAAGGACACCGAUGGUGGACACUGGCAAGCGUUUCAAACUUAUUUACUUAAGGAUGCCGAAGACGAAGAACGUAAAACUGACCGAGAAAUGUUUUCAACGGAAAAGGAAGUUCAAGGAAAGAGAAGACCGAACCGAGUGCGUGGAAGUGAAGAUCCUUUAGUUUUCAGGGGGCGAGAAAUGGGUCAGUUCGAAGAAGGGAAUGCAACUGACAUGCAUGAAAUUAGUGCAAGUGGCUCUCGCAUGCCUGGAGGAUCGAAUGAUCAGUCUUCGACUAUUGGAAUAGGUGGUCAUGCUGUUGAUGAUGGCAGAAUUCUCAUUGAUGGUGAAAUGGAUGGCAGGAGGGUUUGUCGAAGGAGCAUAAAUGAUGAAUUCAUCGUAGAUAGACAACAGAAUCUGUCAGAUAUUACAAAUUCUCCAUCAGAUCCACAGACUUUUAACUGGUUUGAACAUUCAUCCAACGGUUCGGAAAGAAGAUCAUCGAAUAAUAUAAAUGAUGAUUCCUACAUAGUUCCAUUCAGGUCCACUUCAGUCACUCAAGUCGAAACCGAUGACCGCUGUGCUAUCCAUAUGGAUUCUGAUUUCUCAUUGUCACUUCAGAAAGCAGAAAAUAUACCUAAUGGGAUUGGAAGCCAGGUCAAUUAUGAACUCGAUGAUUUGACUUUGAUGCCUGAGCGUGGAGCCGAAAUGGGGUCAAUCGGGUAUGAUCCGGCCUUGGAUUAUGAAAUGCAGGCUCAUGUUGAAGAUGGUACUUCACUGAGUAAGAAAAAUAAAGAAGGAAUGCAAGGGUCUAAAAAAUCGGAAAAGGACGACCGAAAAUCGAAACUUAUUGCUGAUCCUUCUGAUAAAAAGAAAGCUGUAGGGCCAAUAAGGAGAGGAAAACCUUCGAAACUGAGUCCUUUGGAUGAAGCAAAAGUCCGGGCCGAGAAGCUAAGAACCUAUAAAGCUGAUCUUCAGAAGCUAAAGAAGGAGAAGGAAGAGGCUGAAAUUAAACGACUUGAAGCAUUGAAGAUGGAGAGACAAAAGAGAAUUGCUGCUAGAGUCGGUUCUGUUCCGGCUCAGUCUUCAGUACCCGCACAAAGCUCUAAACGUUUGCCAUCGAAACUUUCUCCGAGCUCUCAUAAGGCAUCAAAGUUUACUGAUCGUGAGCCUGGACUGUCGUCGCCACUACAAAGAUCCAUCAAGCCUGCUUCUGCGGGAUCCGCUGGUUCUCACAAAGCUUCUAGACCGAGCAAACUGAACACCGGAACCCCGUCCCGUGAAAAUAGGUUAAGCCAGUCAGUUUCAUUAUUACCUGAACCGAAGAAAGACAAUGGCGGUGUAACUCAUGAUACAAAGGCGUCUAUGGCAAGGUUUAGGAGAUUAUCGGAACCGAAAAUAAUUAGCAGCCCACUUGUUUCUUCAGUGAAGUCGCGGCACUCUGAGCCAUCAAAGAGUACAAAAGUAUCUGGUGUGCCUCAAAGAAAAAAAAUAUCAGCAAUUGUGAACCAUGAUAAAAGUAUGAUUGCGUCUCUUCCCGAGCUCAAAAUUAAAACAACUAAAGCCCCUGAAGUUACCAGCAGCAAAUUGGGAGGAAAUGAAAUGACUCAGAAGGUGACUGUAAGUAUUUCUUCCACCACUGGUGUUAUCGAACCAAGUAGGAACAAGGAAGAAGUUUCACUUCAUGCCAAUGGGGAUGACAGUACAGUGGUUGACAAAACUGUUGUGAUGCUUGAAUCCGUUCCUGCAGUAAACUCAUCUGAAGGAAAUACGGCAGUUAAGAAGGGAAAUGAUGGCGUCUUUAAAAUCAGGAGGGAAACUGAGAUGGUGUCAGAUUAUACUGCCGUUUGUGCACCAGUUUCUUCAUUGAAUCCUCAAGCGCUCGAUAAAGAACAGAUACAACAAAAACAAAGAGCUUAUGAGGUUCAGAAGGCAAAUACAAGUGACAGAGAUAAGGAAUUGUCGAAAUUUACUAGUGCAAGUGUUACCAAAAAACAGUAUCAAGCCCCUUUAGCUCGGGUUUCUUCUAUGGAAGAUCCAUGUACCGAAAUUUCUGAGUAUGUCAGAGCACCUCCAGCUAGCAUGCCUGCUGCAACAACAAACUCAGAGAAUGUUAGAGCUCUUGUAGCUGACACUAAUAACUUGAACCUAGAAAAGAUUCCUGAGGUGUUGGAUAGGCCUCAGGUAAAGGACUCAUCGAAAGGAUUCCGACGACUGUUGAAAUUCGGAAAAAAGAAUCAUAGCUCAGCCAGAAGCGAACAUAGUAUUGACUUGAGCAGUGAGGCUGAAGAGUUGGUUCCAAAUGCUGCCUCAUCUAGUGAAGUUCAUAUGUUGAAGAAUCUGAUCUCCCAGGACGAGACCCCGACGGCCGGUAAUACUCCACAAAAAUCUUCUCGCUCGUUUUCGUUGUUGUCACCAUUCCGAAGCAAGAUCAGUGAAAAGAAGUACAUGGCUUGAGGAUGAAGGUGAAGCCAUGAACUUUGUUAUUUCUUUUCCAUGGAUAUGUUUGUAAGAAAAAGUUCUUUCUGCAUCCACUUCCAGUGGUUAAUGUUCUCGAACCAAAUCGGUUUCGAGCCGACUUUUCCUCCCGAUUUAUAUUUACUUUCUUAUGUAU